AUGGCUCCAGGCAAGAACAGCGGCCCCGGUCUCACCACCGCCGCCCCCCGGGCAAAUUUUUGGAAGCCUUGCGCAAUCCUUCUGGAUGGCUGCCGCGGCCCCAUCCUCGGAGGGAAAGCUCUCGGUGUGCAGCCACAGUCGGAGGUCAACUCAUACCUCUUCAUGUACAACUACACGCAUGCCGAGUCGAGUAUCGGAUUCUCGCUCGAGUUCCCAUUUGGCCAGGGAAACGAGGAAGAAGGGUUUGGCAUAUGCCACAGAGUCGACUAUCUCCAUCACACGAUAGUUCCAACCGACAUGCAUAGGAUUGAGGUCAGAUUCCCCCGAGAAGGCUUCUCCCGUUCCGUCGAGCCAGUAGUCAGCGAUGCCCUACGAAGCCACUUCCCCGGCACCAAGAAGCACCUGUCGCUGGUCGAGGUUAGUCUGAGGGAUCCAACCCUCACCAAAGUGCACGGUUUCGGCAUGCCCUCCAAGGGCCUUGGGCACCCAUCCGAGGAGAUGCUCAACCACCAGGGAGGAUUCAUAGCCGGCAAGCAUACUCUGCUGGAGUUCCUGCGGCAGGACAGGUUCCGGAUCAUCGUCGCCGCACCAAGCGGCAUCUUGGAGAGCAGUUGGCACGUCGACAAGCUUCCACCGCCCUUUGCCUACCCCUACGGCAACAUCCACAACUGGGAUGAGGGGCGAUACGCCAAAAUGCUUGAGGUCGAGGGUCACCAGUUCCUACCCACCUGGAAUUAUCAUGACGACAACGCUCACCUAGCCGUUAUGACACAGUCUCAGGUCCAAGAUUUCAUGUGGCUUGACGGAGCCGUUGGCAAGAUCGCUUCACGGAAGUUCUCGGCGUAUUUCGUGGAAUACGCUCAAGGCAACACGUCGAGAUACUUUGUCAUCAUGGCCCUCUCAAAGACCUUCAAGAAGAACUUCGAGCAUGCUCUGUGCCAUCUGGCCAAGGGUGCCUUCAAGCUUGACCUCUACGACAACUGGGAAGACGAGGCGCCCUCUGGUCAGUGGGAUGCCAAGAUCGUGGAUCUGCAAGGCAUCGAUGCCCUCAACGCACAUAACCUUGCCGAUCAUGAGAUGGUUCUGCUAGUUCACCGGCCCCUCCUGACGCAAGCCGCCCAAGGCCCUGAGUUCGAGGUCAUCACGUUCCACGAUCGCCCUACCGCCAACCUCGCGUUGAACGAAAAAGGUGACUAUGAGAUGAAGGUCAACGCCAUCUGCCUCUUUCAACCUGGCGAGCAGCCAACCAAUUCGAUUGGCGGGAGUCGUUCAGAGGUCGACUUCAAGAUGAGCCUGCACCGAGACCUGGUCCGCGGAACAGGCUUUUAUGAUACCCUGAUAGGCAACGUUCCUUCCGGCCCUUCUCUCGAGCUUUUGGGCAACCUAGGCAGAUCACUCCCCGUGAUCAACCUCCUAGGAACCGACAAAGACCGCAUCAAGGCUCUGAUGCAGGAGGCUCUUCCCCAAGAUCGAGCCAGGUUCCAGACAUACCUCAGUGAGAGGCCGCUCGGGCUCGGAGUAAUUGGUGCUGGCCUUGGAAAAACAACUGCCCUCGCCGUUGGCACGAUUGGCAUGUCGUGCAGCCUGGGCAAGAUCUACGCCACCGGCCCGACAGAUAUCGCUGUGAACAACUUCGCCGCUCGACUCGACCGUGUGGACACCAGCGCCACGGACCGCAUGAACGAGGGCAACGAUGAAGGGAACCGUGUUCGAUACAAGCAUGUUGUCCGCGGUUACAAGAUCGAUGACGAAGCAUCUGCCUUCCUUCACCUGCUGCGAUUCCCCGACGAUGGAGACAAGGCUGCCCCAAACUCGUUCUUGUCAGGCCAGUCAGAGUGGAAGAUGCACCUAUCUGCCGCAUAUUGGGUUCUUGUCCUCCUGCGCUCCCCCAACCCCGAGGUCCGCCCGUUCCGUCGGAAUGAGAGCGUUGCCCUUCACGAGAUGCGAAGCCGCAUCGAAAACGAUGAGCAGUUGCACCGCCUUCGUGCCGUGGCCUCUCAAGGGAUCGAUUGGAUUGAAUAUGAGCAAGGCCUUAUGGUAAGCAAGGAUAGACUUGACUCGUUGUUGGAGGACGUUGUUCGCAUCGCAGAUAUCGUCUGCACCACGCCAUCACUGUCGGCCAAGGAGCCCUACUCCGCCUGGAAACGCAAGGCCCAGGGCAUUGCGGUAGAUGAGGCCGCGUGCAUUAGCCGCCCCGACCUCUACUGCGUCUGGGGCAACACGCUUCUGCCCUGCCUGAUGGCCGGAGACGAUAAGCAGCUUCCACCGGCGGUGCUCAACUCCCACAACCGGUUCGGCCAACAUGCCAAGAUCUCGCCGUUGCUGUGGUUCAAGGCCAUGGGAUGGCCCAUCUACCGCCUCGGGUUGUCCAGGUAG
Fusarium keratoplasticum is the source of this 2376-nucleotide messenger RNA. RefSeq lists its product as uncharacterized. The record is from RefSeq and is a predicted model, not a curated record. The coding region runs from base 1 to 2376 and encodes 791 amino acids. The transcript is spliced from 3 exons. Lineage: Eukaryota; Fungi; Ascomycota; Sordariomycetes; Hypocreales; Nectriaceae. Gene Ontology annotation, molecular function: helicase activity.